AUGGCAGCGGACUGGCGAGAACAAGCGGAACUUCAGAAAGCCAACAACAAGAAAGCACCCGCGGAGUCCUCUGAGAAACCAUUGGCAACAAUACCACCACCUUCAUUGGGAUAUCUCAGACGAGUGUCUUCUCCACCACCUCAAGACUCUGCCUCUGUCGCGCUGAUUCGUCAAGACCUCGUAAAAGCCCAGCAGGAGCGAGCAGAUCUCCAGGCUCGUCUCGAAAAAGCAAGCCAGGAUCUAGACUCUCUUAAAACAAAAGCUCGACAGGAUACCAAGAGACUUGCCCAAGCUACUGCCAACGUGAAUCAAUUGACUCUGAAGCUCCGAGACAGAGAUGAGGAGCUCAAGGGGAAGACGAAGUUGGUAGAGAAUGUGCAGGACGAGAACGUCACUCUGACCUUGCAGCUCAACCUUGCGGAACAACAGCAAGAAAAGCUAAAGAAGGAGAAUAAGGAACUCGUCGACCGAUGGAUGGCGAAAAAGGGCAAAGAAGCCGAUCGGAUGAAUGACGAAAGCAAAUUCCGGUGA
Messenger RNA from Cyphellophora attinorum, 531 nucleotides. RefSeq names its product Autophagy protein 16. The record is from RefSeq and is a predicted model, not a curated record. NCBI's taxonomy places the organism in Eukaryota, Fungi, Ascomycota, Eurotiomycetes, Chaetothyriales, Cyphellophoraceae. The coding region runs from base 1 to 531 and encodes 176 amino acids. The transcript has 2 exons.